Molecule: messenger RNA, 1182 nt
Organism: Ogataea haglerorum
Lineage: Eukaryota; Fungi; Ascomycota; Pichiomycetes; Pichiales; Pichiaceae
Exons: 1
Coding region: 1-1182 (393 amino acids)
Biological process (GO): biosynthetic process
Source: RefSeq, a predicted model, not a curated record
AUGUUAGUCUCCUCAAGAGUUCUGGAUAGACCAACAGUGGGUUAUAUUAAAAGACACCUAUCGAAUCUCGGAUAUUCAAAACAAGAUCACGGAAUAUUCUGGCACGAAGAGAAACUCAGUAGAGCCAGGAAUGAUUGCAUGGAUUUGCUACAAAAACAUGAUGUUUCCUCGUAUCUCCUCUCCAAAUUCUACCCCAAGGAGUUUCAAGACAUAUUUCUUGUAGUAAAAGCUUUCAAUUCGAACCUAGCAAAGAUCGCACUGGGCUCGAGUAUUGAAAGCUACCAGUUUACCAAAUUGAAAUUUGGAUUCUGGCAGGAACAACUUGAUCGUUGUGAGCGGGAUAUGGAUAUUUCAGACUCCUCCAAUAGUAUUCUUCCAAGAAAUAUGGGGGAACCAGUUGUUACAUUAGCGAGAGAAUGUCUUAGAAAGGGAAUUAGAGUAAAUUUUGAAAACUUACGUCAAAUGAUUGCCAGCUACCAGCACUUUUGUACAGAUGAGGGAGUUCGAGGCUUCAAAGACACAUACUCAAUUUGUUCAUUUGGUGAAGGAAUAUUUUCACAAAUGAACUAUGCUCUUCGAGAUGCUCUAUUUUCUCCAAAAUUCCCUGAAACUUCAAGAUUUUCUUUGGAACUAAUGGACUGUAGUGGGAGAGAAAGGGUAGAAAUUCUUUUGAAUGACAUUUAUGCUCAUAUUGGACAAUCUACAGCCAUUGCGUCAUUUUUGCUUGGAUCCAGAUAUUAUGCAACUUCAAGAUCUCAAGUCCUACUACCUCUUGAGUCAAUUGCAAAACGUAAUAUAUCACAGGAGGACGUACUUAGAUAUUUACAGUCUGAAGACCCAGACCAAGAGAUAGACGAAGAAGUAAGAGAAAUUGUAUUCGACGUUGCUACUGUUGCUAAUGAUCAUUUGUUGACUGCUCGAACAAAGUUCAACGAUCUCAAAGGUGAAAUACAUGAUUUGGUUGACAAGGAAGGGAGCCUGGAACUAAAACUAGGAUGGGAGCAGUUGAACCAUGGAGUUCCCGAUGCUAUGUUCCUCCCGAUGAUGAAUGGGCUCCCCACAAUUUGCUUUCUCGAGAAACUUGAAAAGUACGAUUUUGAAAUCCGAAAUCCUAACCUCAGUAUCAAAGACUGGAGGCUUGCUUGGAAAACAUACAGGUCUUAUAGCAAUAGGGUUAUUUAA